AUGAACUGGUGUCGUAACACUGGGGAUAACGAGAACCAGCUGAUGCUACUGACCUCUGUGGCCGGCGCUGGCAAGACUUUGAUUGUGCACACAAUUGCAGAUAGAUGUAACAGGGAGGCUAUCCUAUUGCUAUGCUUUUUCUUCAGAGUUGGUGAACAGUCACGGCCGGACUGUUUGUUCAGCGGCAUUGCUCAGGCUCUAGCAAAUAGUGAUGCAGAUUAUCGCACCUUCAUUAUCUCUGCCCUUCGAAAAGACCCCACCCUCUCAACAGCUCCAUUCACGAUGCAGUUCAAGGAAUUAGUGGCUUCACCUCUGCUCCAUAAACCUCCACCUUCCGACCGUCCUAUGGUGAUCAUCAUUGAUGCUUUGGAUGAAUGUGACAAAGAAGUGUUUGAAUCUCUUGCCGAAAUUCUUGGGGACGAAGUGCCCAGGCUACCAUCUUCCGUUAAAUUCUUCAUCACAUCGAGACAAUAUGAUCUCGUGAAUCGCUACCUCUCCCCCGAUUACCCUAUUGAUCGUCUCACUAUUGAUCUCUUGGAUGGGGCAAAUGUGCAGGACUGUGCUAAAUUCAUAUGCUUCCAGCUGAAAAAGCUAAAGAAGUUGCAUCGGAAUUUACAGCGCAAUCUUCAGGAUGAGGAUAAAAUGGUACAAGAAAUCUCGGGACGAGCAAAUGGUUUGUUUAUCUGGAUCAGCACCAUCUUUCGCUACAUGAAGAUGGCCAACAAAGAUCCCAUGAGGACACUCGAAAGUCUGCUUGACACUGGUGCCAAACGACCAGAGGUCCUUGCCGAGAAGAUGAUGGAAGAUUUGUAUACAAGCGUUUUGAAGAAGUGUGCUUGGGAUGAUGAAGAUUUUGCGCACGAUUACCCAAUUGUGAUGGGAGCAAUCUUCGUUGCUCGGCAGCCCCUGUCCGUCACAGCCUGGGACGCAAUUUUGUUCCCUUUCCUCAAUUCUUCUGUUCAAUAUGCGUUAGCUGAACUCGCACCUCUGCUCUCAGGAGUUGAGGAUUCCCACAUUCCGGUUCGCAUCUUACACCAGUCUUUCCGUGAUUUUAUCCUCGAUCGGAUCCAUCCCCAAAUGAUCAGCUCUCGUUGCACUCCCGUGGCUGUGGGGGUGGAGAAUGCGAGGGUCGCCUUUCGAUGUACCGAGAUUUUGAAUGAGGGUCUCUGCUCUGUAAGGGGCCUAGGACAGAUUGAAAAUUUGGACGAAAAAGACGAAAUGCCCUGCAUUCCUUCAAAGGAGUUAUCUGAGCACUUUCGUUAUGCAUGUCACCACUUCGUCCAUCACCUCAGUGGAGUCGAGGAACCAUCAGAGGAGCUUGCUGUGUCAGUUGGUAUGUUUCUGAGUCGGGGAGCAACUCGGUGGGUGGAAGUCUGUGUGAGAAUGGAAAGCUAUGUUAGUAUCUUGUUGCUUCCUGAGUGGGCUAAGUUGACUGUUGACCACAGUGCUGUUAGCACACUGGCUAAAGUGCUUAGCCGGCUUCCAUGGAACCUGGAGUUUUUUUCAAGAUUCCAGGAGGCAUAUGAGGCAGCAAAUGAUUCUGUGGUACUCUGCCGUUACCUUUUUUCUGUGGAUUCAGGUUCCUAUACCCUGGAUUUGGCCGUGUCACUUAACAGUCUAUAUUAUGCCCUUUACGAACUUGGACAGCACUUGGAGGCACUCUCGAUCAUCGAAGAAUGCGUCAAACUCCGGCACCAGUUGGUUGCUGUUAAACCAGGAUUAUACACCCCGGGUUUGACUGGGUCACUCAACAAUCUACGUAAUGCUCUUUCCAUACUCGGACGGCACUCGGAGGCACUCCCAUUCAUCGAAGAAAGCGUCCAACUCUACCGUCAACUAGUUGCCAUUAACCCAGGAUCAUACACCCCGUAUCUGGCCAUGUCACUCAACAAUCUACGUAAUGCUCUUUCGGAUCUCGGACGGCACUCAGAGGCACUCCCCUUCAUCGAAGAAAGUGUCAAACUUUACCGCCAGCUAGUUGCUGUUCAGCCAGGACCGAACACCCCGGAUUUGGCGAUGUCACUCAACAAUCUAUAUAAUGCUCUUUCCAAUCUCGGACGGCACUCGGAGGCACUCGGAUUCAUCGAAGAAAAAUCAUACACCCCGGAUUUGGCCAUAUCACUCAACAAUCAAUAUUUGGCUUUUUCCAAUCUCGGACGGUACUCCGAGGCACUCCCAUUCAUUGAAGAAAGCGUGAAACUCUACCGCCAGCUAGUUGCUGUUCACUCAGGAUCAUACACCCCGGAUUUGGCCAUGUCACUCAACAAUCAAUAUUGGGCUCUUUCCAAUCUGGGACGGCACUCGGAGGCGCUCCCAUCUAUCGAAGAAUGUGUCAAAAUCCGGCGCCAACUAGUUGCUGUUAACCCAGGAGCAUACACCCCUAAAUUGACCAAAUCAGUUGAGACUCUACGUGACGCUCUCUCCAAUCUAGGACGCCAUUCCGAGGCACAAAGGAUCCACAUUUGA
Molecule: messenger RNA, 2466 nt
Organism: Cantharellus anzutake
Lineage: Eukaryota; Fungi; Basidiomycota; Agaricomycetes; Cantharellales; Hydnaceae
Exons: 3
Coding region: 1-2466 (821 amino acids)
Molecular function (GO): protein binding
Source: RefSeq, a predicted model, not a curated record